Suillus plorans is the source of this 3288-nucleotide messenger RNA. RefSeq lists its product as uncharacterized. Lineage: Eukaryota; Fungi; Basidiomycota; Agaricomycetes; Boletales; Suillaceae. The transcript is spliced from 15 exons. The record is from RefSeq and is a predicted model, not a curated record. Bases 1 to 3288 code for a protein of 1095 amino acids.
AUGUCCGCUAUCACCACAGAACGAGCGCAGAAGGCAUUGUAUGAUGCCCUCACAAGUUCUAAAUCAACGUCGGCUAGAAUGCUCAAAAAUGUGGACCAGGCAGGGAACUUAAUCUCCAAGACCACUGAAAAAGUUGAAUCAGCGCACACAUUAUACGAUGACAAUGCUGCAGUCAUCCAGCGGUCCUCAGCUGACCAGAUGGUUGCGGACCUCCUGAAGAAGAAUAUGGGCGGCUUUUUUGGAGAGGCAAAGAAGGUGAUGGAUGCCCUGGAUACUCUGCAACAGAUCCAUCCCUUUGUUAGUGUGGCUAUAAUCGCUUUCAAGGCUGUCGUGAAUUUUGAAAUAAGGCGAAGAGAGAACGAUCGUACAGUUUGUUUGAUGCUUGCAAAGGCAUUUGAUAUGAUGAAUAUGCUUCUUCAACUUAAAGACACCAGAGACCCAGACAUUGUAGGACCUCGCGGCACUAUUCGCGGCCGACUGGAUGGUGUCUUGGAUAAAAUGAAGCACAAUGUCGAGGAUUGCGGAAAUGCCAUCGACAAAUACUACAAGUCGAAAUUCGUCGUGAAAUUCUUUAGAUCAUCCCAUUGGGCGGAUAAGUUCCUCGCGAUCAGCGGGAACUUUACCCAGUGUAUACAGGAACUUCGGGACGCCUUGGCUAUCAGGACGGCGUUGGGAGUCGACACUGCGAUCAAAAAGCUGGAGGAUCUCACCAAGAUGCUAGCUGAACGCGAAGCGAAAAUGGCAAAAGGAGAGAGAUUUCACGGUGCAAUGGCUCAAUAUUUUGAAACCGAACGCGAAAAGAGAUUUGCGAAAGAAGUGAUCAUGCGCGGUGGAAUGGAUCCAGGUUUCGAAAGCGAAGACAAAUUAACAGAGCUAGUGAAAUUUGCCAAGCAGCAGGAAGCACAGAUUCAAGCACGCUCUGAUGCCCCGUCCAAAGAUGUCAAACCUCCUUCACAAACCCCAUCAGCGAACAAAUCGGUCGCGGAGCAGUAUCGCCUUGAUGCCUCGCUGCUUCACGAAUUGCGCACUCCUGUAGUCAGCUUACUCGACGAGAAUCGUGCGCUCUUCAUGUUCAAGCUUGAUAAACAGACAGCCGAGAUCAAAGAUGCCAUCAAGGAUUCUGAAACGCGCAUUAUGUCGGCCCUCGGCGGCAAAUUUAGACGGGUCAAAGAUCCACACCUCCAAUUUAUCUGGAAAGAGAUGAAAUGGUCAACAAGCGUCAAGAUACUAUACUUCAUCGCAGAACUCCAUGAUUAUUUCACGCAGCGUUUCUCCAACCUGCAUGGUGAUGCUCCACGCCCAAAAUUGACAUCAAGCGCACCCCACACUCAGUCUCCUCCAGUCGACCCUGCAGACGAGUGGUGCUUGAAAUAUCUGUCAGUUUUCUACAUUUCGAGUUUAUCCGAAGUCUUCGAUGAGGACGCAAAUGGCUUGAUCAGCGUAAGGGAAGUUAACGCCUUUACGUCCGCGAUACUUCCGGGCUUGAGUGUACCUCAAGCACUUGCAUACUGGGCUGCAGGUUGGAGAGUGGAUAGCCAACAUUACCACACACGAAUUGAACAAGUCUUGCACAGCAUGGUUCAUGCGCAAGCAGAUGUACUUCCAGUAAACAGGAGGUGUAUCGCCUUGUACUUGGAUUCAGAUGUUAUCCAAGGCAUCAAACGGCUCGUGCGUUCUCUUGCAGAGCUUGGGCCAGAGGACUCAGACUUGGAUCUCACGCAAUUGUCUGAUGGAUAUCGCAACGUUCAGGAGAAGGACUUGGUGAAAAGACUUGACGCUGUAAAGUAUGAAAUCGACUCCAAAGAGUCCUUCAAACUUUUCGGAUCCGACCGCAUCGAAAAUUUCUUGCUCCCAGUGCUUUACCUCGUUACGAGGAGGCAUCUACAAAUCAUGAAACUCGCCAAGACAGUGAUUCUGGUGGAUAGAGAGUUUGAAUGUGCAACUCAGACGAUAUCCAAUAUAUUGGAAGCGGUGGAUCUGCGUGUUGAACAACUGGCAGAAUCAUUUCGCCAGCAAGGAACAGAUGCAAAAGCGAGGUUCACGUGGUAUGCACACGGCUUGUACAACUGUUGGCACAGCCCAGAACGAACCGCAGACGACGCUGAAUAUUGGGAAGCCCAUGAUUUUGAGGUUGACGACACUGAGCUGGAGAUUGAUACGACAGCGUUGAAACUUGGUCCCUUCAGCCUGACAGAGGACCAGGAAUUGCUAGAAAGGCCUGUGGAGCUCGUCGCAUACACCCUCAGCCAGCAGCCUGAAGAUCCCAAGGACGAAUAUAUCCGUUUGUGGUGCUUGAAUAAGCUUCACAAUAAGAGAAAGUCGUUCCCUUUGGAAAUCCCACCUUACCUAUUGCCCGAGCAACAACAAAGGUUCAAAUCCCUGUCCAAAGGGCUGCCUGAAUCAGAUGUCCAGCACUGGAGUUCAUUAGCUGAACUUGAGAUACGAAAACGAUUGUUUGAGUGUUGCUGCGAUGCAUGUCACUCCCUUAUCACUGAUGUAUAUCACCGUUGUAUAGACUGCGAGGAUGACGGGUAUAAUUUGUGUUCAGAAUGCCAAUCUCUACCAAUUUCAAAACACAAAUAUCCAUCGGACCACAAGGCGACGCACAACUUGCUUGUUUUCCGCAUGGUGCUACCUUAUAGUCGCUGCAGCCGGGUUCGAUGGCAUGCCAGGAAUUUCUUAUCUGAGAUUCUGCCCACCACAACACCGCCAGAAGACGUAUCCCAAACGCAAUCAGAUGGACCUGAGCUUCCGCAUCCGACAGAAGCCACUCGAGCAGAUGAUUCUUCCACCUGUGUCGAUUUGUGGGGAGGUGGUGAGAAGCUCAAUGGGAACAUUGGAGUAGCAUUCGAGAAGAUACUUGGAACCUCAGCCGCGAAUGAGGAUGCCUAUUCUUGUGCUGAAUGCGACGUCAAGAUGAAGGGCAUUUUUUAUGUAUGCUUUAACUGCGGAGAAAGCCAUUCCCCCAUUGCCCUAUGCGGCGAUUGUGCAUUUCACGAUGUGUUCAACGUGGCCACAGAUCACCACCCUUACAAACACUGGCUGGUCAAGAUUAAAGACCGGGUUCAAGAUACAGGCAUCGAAACAUCAGACGAACCUUUGGCUAACGUGGACGAGACUACUUCGCUUUCCUUACGAGUCGAUAAGCUGGCUGCGAUAGUGGAAUCUCGCUUCGUAGAACAGGAUCUCCGACUUAGUGCACUUGUGAAACAGGUUGAACAGCUCGUGCAUAGCAUAGCUGCGUUGACAGGCAAAGCAGAGCUUCCUUCUGGAUCCGUCACUGUUUGA